Molecule: messenger RNA, 4150 nt
Organism: Schistosoma bovis
Lineage: Eukaryota; Metazoa; Platyhelminthes; Trematoda; Strigeidida; Schistosomatidae
Source: the annotation of a GenBank genome assembly
CGCAGCUUGGUGGAUUGGUAAUGUUUGCCUAGAACAGUCAAAACUCUGGGACUUGCCGUCAACAUUGAGAAUCAGUCAUUCAGAAAUCAGCUGGCUGAUACCACGUUGCAAACAUUUAAAACAUUGGGCGUUAAAUUGCUGCGGUUGAUUUAGACGUGACGGUGCACGGGCUGUGUAGAUUCGUGUUGUCAGUUCAAAUCCUUAUGACAUUACUUCUAGUCGUUAUUACCCGAUUGUCUUAGUCUCACUAUUUACUCUGUUGCUAGUUACUGUAGAUAUACUUCAUUUGAUGUAGGUGCAUCUUAUGUCUUUAUUUAGUCGUCGUCUCAUUAUCUUGUUCUCAUCCAGUUUCCCGUGCACACGCAGCUCUAUACUCUCCCGUGGAAAUACUGAUAAUUCUGUUCUGGGAAGUUGUUCGCGAUUGCUUUGUAACUAGCGCAAACGCUCGAAUAAACUGUAUACAGUCGUAAUGACCUGCGUGGCCAAGUUUUACGACGAUGUGAUUGAGGAUGUUAUAAGUGGUGUUAAAGAUGAGUUUGUAGAGGAUGGUGGUGAUAUCCAGAUACUUGAAGAACUCAAAAAGUUAUGGAAGUCCAAACUUGCUGAGACCCACGUCUUUAGCCCAGAGCCUGUCGGCGGAAGUGCUGCACAAUAUUUGAACCUUCUGCAACGUUCUCAAGUUCAGAUCCAUCCAAAUGUCGUCAGUUCUGGAAAUCCCUCCGUAGGUUUACCAAUAAGGCAGUUGAAUACAAUCAUCCGAACUGGGUCAGAUCAGACAACAGCAAGCAUGGCGCUUCCUGGUACGCUUUCAGGUUUGCGACUACCUGCAGCACGGGCUUCUGUCUCAGUCCCCACUCAAAUGCGAUCUCGUGAGCCAGUACAAGCUACUCCGUGUUUGGCCUCAGUUAUACUUCCAACUCAGUCGCAAACACAAAAGCAACCUCAAACAACCAGCGUUCUUCCCGCUGUGCUUACUUCCAAUCCAAGUGGAGCUCAAUCAAGACCUACUGCAACUACUAACGUUCAACAAGUUACAACACCCCAGCUCGCCACACUGCCUUCAGGUCUUACAGGACAUCUUGUACAAAUCGGCCAACAGACUUAUCUCGUCCCUCAGCCGUUAACAGCAGUCCGUCAACCUGGUGUUCAUCUGGCUGUUCCUCAGUAUAUAGGUAACCCAAGUGUGGCAACCAACAAUUCCAUGGCUUCUGAUUCCAAACCUUUUACUGUUUCAGACAUUGGGCAGUUUAAACAAACACAGGUCGAUGGUGUCCAUGAUAGCGAUGAUGAAAAGUUCUGUGAUACUCCUGUAUCACAAUCGAUGAGUGUACCUGGGCGUCGAAAGAAUCAAAAUAGUGGACAGCAUAAUUAUAAUGAUAGUGUUGCAUCCCAUGCCCAUCAUGGUUCAGAUCUAGAAGAUGAUGAUGACGAUGAUGAUGACUUAGUCCCUGCUACUCCUGGUUUCACCCCACACUCGUCUGUUUUAUCUCACUACAACACUAGUCGUUAUGUGAUGGAUACUCCAAGAGAUAUGGGUGGGGGCACACCUCUUGUAAGUGCCCCACCCACUCCUAUGACCCCACCUUCCGUAUCAGUCCCAGAAAGUCACUUACGCCCUGGACAACAGUCCUUAGCUACUCAUUCACUUCACACUGCACAAACACCUGCUUCCAAACGUCGAAGACUUUCACCAUACCACGGGAAGAAUACAGAUACAGAUGAGUCUGAGGGUUGUGAUGAUGGCGAAGAUGCAGACAUAGUAACUACUACCACUACACCGGCCAACCCAAAACACUUUAAGUGAUCUGGAUUUAAAAUGUUCAUUUUCGUGACGCUACUCAUAUUUUGCAGCUUUUACUUUAUGUUGUAUGGUAGUUGGGGUUUCUCCUGAUUAUUGGUAUGAGUUUCAACGACCCUUUUGUUUAAAAUAUCACUAAACUCUAGUUAUUUUGUAUUGAUUAUUAACAGUGAACUAUCCAUAGAAAACUACGAAAAUACUGUUGAUCCUAAGCGAAAAUUGGACCAAGUGAAGCAAAAACUUAAACAGCGUCCACAACAAGAUAGGAAUCCAGUCAGUCCUAAGAACAAUCGUAUAACAAAACAGUUUUCAUCCCCAACUGAAUCAGAGCUCGGUGUUCCAGACCAGAUGGAAUUCCUUGAAGGAGAUCCUCUAAAAGCAGAAGAGGAAGGAGAAGAAGAUGAGGAAGAAGAACCUCUGAAUUCAGAGGAUGAUGUGAGUGAUGAAGAACCUGAAGUGCUGUUCGAAUCGGAUAAUGUUGUUGUUUGUCAGUAUGAUAAGUUUUCUGUUUUUUCACGUAGGUGGCGAAUUGGGCCAAUAAGAAAAUACUCAUAUCCACUCAUUAGCUUCACUAAAUGCUAGGAAUACUUCUACGGUAUAUGUGAUUAACUACGUGCCACCAUAUGUUCUCUACUUCUGCAGGCCAUAUUUAACACCCGUAAACUAAUACAAAUGAACUUUAUGCAAUGUAUGCAUCCUGUUGAUAGGCGGACAAAAACCUAAUUUAUGUCGGAUAUGUAAGUUUGUGAAAGGCCGACGAUAUUCUUGUACACUCGUCGACAUUUCAUUAGACCUAAGACCUGGUGAAACUUCUAAGGUAGUUAUAAUGGUUGGUCCUUCCAAUAACUUAACUUGAUAUUUUCAAGUUAGAUAUCUGCCCAUAUCAGUCUUAAAAUCAGGAGGGAAACACCUCACUUAAGAUCUCCGCCUACUUUGGUUUGAGCAAUCUGGAAAUAAUAUCGGUCCCCAGACGAGCUAUGGCUACAGUCUGUAAUUGGCUGUUGAGUUACACUUAGUGUUUACUUAUAUGCGUCUGUGGGAUCCUCACCGUUUUUUGGACAUAACGAUAAUUCUUAUUGGUGUUUCAAAUUUUUCAGUUACCAUUAAAAUACCGGGAACUUACGUUUGCUUAAGAACUACUCUUCUGAAAUGAGUAAAUUAUACUAUGGAUUCAAACUUCUUUGUCGGAGGUAGAGAUUCAUGAACUAAAUAUACUGAGAUUAGAUUCAUCGAGCUCGAAAUAAAUGGCGUUUUCAUCUGAAGGACGGGAUAAUGUCCAUAAAUGGUCGGGAUCAUAUUUUCCAAAAGGCUGUCGGUGAGGCUGAAUGGUAGUUUAAAUGGAAUGUAUUUAGUUAUUAGUUUCUUCAUAUCAAAGGAUAUCGUCGAAAGAUGAAUUCGGCUACUGUUCCCUCUAUUUUCCGAUACCAUCAUGUUUAGUCACUUCUAUUAAUUGAUGCAAAUGUAAAACUUUGUGAAUGACUAUAGUCGCAAUUGUUGUAUGCCUCUUUUAACCAACUUUGCGUUCUGUAAAGAAGAAGAUAACCAUAACCAAUUUCACUUCCUUGCAGUCAUAGUAAGAUACUUUUAUAGUCGUUUGUAAAAUAGAGAAUAAAUUGAAAACACUAAAAAAAACUAAACCACCACAUAAAAUUGAUCAAUUGCACGAUAUAGAUAAAUUGUAGGAUUUGACACCAGUAUUCCUCAGUUAUUCGAUCUUAAUUAUGGUUUAAAAGUUCUUACUUUUAUUCUUUCUUCACUCAUCCUAUGUGUUCACGUUUCAUACUAUAGAAAAGCCUAUAUUUAUUGUGCAUAUAUUGUUCAUUACUUUAUCACAUCCAGUUUUAUUGUGAUUAUCUUUUUGUUUGUGUAUUUUUUAAAGAAAAAAAAAACAUUUUAUUACUGUCUUCCUAACUAAAUCGUUGAUAAUAAUAGCAGUGAUUAUGGUCUUUAGUUAUAUAUAUGUAUACAUAUUACUGUAUCUAACACACUUGUGACAACACAGUUACACCCACUGGAAAAGUUUUAUUCAUCGUAUCUGUUUUCACUAACAUUUAGUCAGUAAAUUUGUACUAGUUAUUAAUAACUUGACAAUCAGUGAAUAUGAAAUAAUUGUUAGAUGAAAUGUCGUUAGCAGUAAUGAAUGAUAUAUUGUGUAGGGACUUGAUCAAUUUUCUUUAAUAAUGAUUUAAAGCGCUACAUACCAUAUAUACUGAAGGUCAUAUUUACAAAACAAAUAUUUUCUCAUUCAAUUGAUUACGCAUGCUCCAUUAUUUCAUUACAAUAUGGUUCUAAAAUAAAUAAAUAGGUCAAACAUUUUGUGGAACAAGUGAUGAGUCUUAUGUAAUUAAACUG